AUGUCAAGCUCUUCUACACCUGGGUCAACUAAGAUUAGUCCAUCGUACUACGGGUACGUUGGGUCAACCAAGGAUGCGUUGAUGAUCAUUCAGGCUAUAUUGGAUAAGCAGUUGGAGUUAGUACAUCGAAGACCACACGAACGGGAGCGGACGUCAUUGAUCAAAUCCGGGAACGUAUUUGUGUUUAUCGAAGAGCACUCGGGCAUCAAGAGAUGGACGGAUGGCAUUGCAUGGUCACCGUCGAGAAUCUUGGGACGCUUCCUCAUUUACCGUGAGUUAGAUAAACAUUCCCUUGGGGAGAAGGAUGACAAGAAAAAAAAGAGGCGUAAAGUUAGCGUAACCCAAUUAGAAGAUAGCUCAUCCGACGGUGCAAAUCAUUUAAACUCUAACCCAAUGGGACAGAUGAAUUCAUUGGGUGCCGAAUUUGUUGAUGGCGAUUACAACAAACAGCUCGUUGGCUCAUUAGUUACGUCGUACGUAUUUAAGGACCAGGGGUUGAUCAAAAAAACAUUGUCUCUAACUACGCUGUCCAAGGAACUAAACAUUAGCGAUAAGGAUGAGAAACAAACAAUUCAUUUAAUAAGUUAUUAUAACGUUGAUGAUGUAUUAAAUGGAAAGUUGCAAAGGCCUCCAGAUACUAGUUUGAAAAAUUUGAAUAUUACUAAUAAUUUGUGGAAUGCAGUUAAGGAAUCACUGUUGGGUGGGAAAAUUCCCAUUGAAGAUGAAGCGUACUAUUUCUUGGAUAAGAAUUAUCAAUUGCAAAAUAUGUCAUUAUUGCAACAGCCACCUUUACCCCCUCCACCUCAACUUCAGCCUAGAGCUCAAAGUCAACUGCACCAGCAGCUUAUUCCACCGAAGUAUAACACUUCUACUAGCGGUGCUAAUAGCAAUCCGUUACAUAUGUUACCAGUUCCGUUACAACCACCUCCACCAGGACACCCUCAACGUCACCAGCACCAACCACAUCAGCACCACCAACCACACCAGCACCACCAAUCUCAUCCACCGUUCCUGACAAGUAAGGAUGAUUAUCAUUACUCUUCAAGUUUGCCGCCUUCAAAUGAUUUCUCGUUCGUGAAUCCAUUCACAUCCGGAAAUACGUCCAAUACUUCUAAUUUUCAAAGCAAUUCAAAUUCGGCAUCGAUUCCACCCUCACAGUCUCAGCCUUCAGCUAAUGGACCUCCAACUAACAAUUCGGGACCUUCAGGGUAUAACAAUUACAUGUUACCCCAACUGCAAUAUUCCAAUUUUCAACAUCAAGCACCUGACAAUUAUCAAUCUAAUUAUCCUUCAAAUUACUCGAUGUACCCUCAUUACCUGCAACACCAACAGUCGCAACCGCAAUAUUUACAACAACAAACUCCCCAAUAUCGUAAUUCGAUUGGGGGCGAAUAUCCGUUAAGCUCUAACUUUAACGGAUACUCACCAGCCGGUAAUAUGUAUCCAUUGAGAAGACAACAGAAGAGUAAUAGCAUAACCACAAGUAAUAGUGUAUCUAACCCUGGAUCCUUCAAUAUGUCGAGUGGCACAAAUUCAAUCAGCAGUAAUAGUAAUGGAUGGUUUACCACAAGUGCAUCAAAUCCUAAUUCAAACUAUGUUCCAGCACUGCAGAAUCUGUUGAGCCAAGAUUUAGUUGAUCACCCAAUUAAUAUCCAACCUAAUCCCCCAGCUCAUAAUACUGAUACUAAUCAGCUGUUUUUAACUGGCUCAAACUUUACUUCUAACUAA
Molecule: messenger RNA, 1728 nt
Organism: Debaryomyces tyrocola
Lineage: Eukaryota; Fungi; Ascomycota; Pichiomycetes; Serinales; Debaryomycetaceae
Source: the annotation of a GenBank genome assembly